Messenger RNA from Harmonia axyridis, 5584 nucleotides. RefSeq lists its product as uncharacterized. The coding region runs from base 129 to 5525 and encodes 1798 amino acids. NCBI's taxonomy places the organism in Eukaryota, Metazoa, Arthropoda, Insecta, Coleoptera, Coccinellidae. The record is from RefSeq and is a predicted model, not a curated record. The transcript has 22 exons.
ACUUUCAGCAUCACAUAAAAUUUUGACAUUUAGAGAAACAAAUUCGUUUUACUUUUGACGGACAAACAAUGUCAAUUUUACUAAAAUUAGAAGUUAUUUUAUAAAUUUUUGUAGUUGUCUUCCUCGAGAUGAAGAAAAUAAAACACACCAAAAAUAAUAAGUGUGAUUCGAUUUUUUCUUUCGGUAAUAGUCUUAAACUAAAGCCUGAUCAAGCAGCUAAUGAAGAUCCCGUUUUGAAAGCCAGAAAAAAGAAGAAAAAACCCGUGCCUGCAGAAUCUGGAUCAUCUGGGAAACCUGCAAAGGAAGCACCAUCCUUUGGAUACAGGCAAGAAGUCAAAAGCCACUGCCACGGCAACGAACCAGUUCUUGCAUAUGGAGAUCCUAAAAAACCCUACUCUCCUCCACGUUUUCUUCCUCCCAAAACUAAGAAGUACUUGAAAAGUAGAGAAGAAGCCAAAAAGAAAUAUGAAGAAGAUAUCAAUUUUUGUAAGCAUAUCAUGGAGGCUACUAACAUGCCAAAAUUACCAGCUAAAGAGAGAAUACUGCAGAUUACCAUACCAUCCCCAGAACAGAGUGCAGCGAAAGUUCAGCCAAGAGGUCUGUCCCCAACUAUAAGUACAGUGGUACCAAUAGCACCAAACCCAAAGGAACUGGAACUGAAAAAACCAAAGAGUGGUAUUAUUGUGAACGAGACUCAAAAAAUAGAUGAUUAUGACAGCUUCGAUCUGGUGUAUAGAAGACAACCAAGGCCAGGAUUUGAACGAGAAUUAAAGGCCCUGAGAAAGAAAGAGAAGAAGAAACAACUAGAAUCAAUUAAUGAAGAAGACGAGAGAAGAGAUCUGGAGGCACUGAUGGAAAAGGAAUUAUUGGAACAUGCCCUUCAAGGGGAGGGCGAAGAAGCAGCAACGAGACUCAUGGAUGAGAUGGUCGAUGAGGGUGAAGAGGAAGGUGAAGGUGAAGGCGAAUUGACGAAGGUGUUUAGGAAAAAAGUGGAACAGAUGUCUUCAUCUACGUCUUAUCGUGCGAAGGACUUUGGAGGUGAAGAAGAAGAGGAAAAGCCAGAGAAACUUCCUCCCAUUGGACAGAUGACGCAAAAGUUCAGAAGAGGUUCUGAGAUCGAUAGGUUCACGAUACCACCACCGAAAAUCAAAAGGGGUACAUUAGAGAGUCAUUCUUUCACGAAGAUUCAACAAACAACCCUCAAAGAUUUCUUUUAUGGCACUAUAGCAGGAACUAUGCAUCAAGCUGCGAAGCAUUUGCCAGAACAGAUAAAAAAUAAUCAAGGAUUGACAAUGCCGGUAACUGCUUACUGUUACGCUCUUUUGAAACAUCCAAGCGCAUGGGAUGAAAAAGAUGUUGACGAAAUUAUAGAAGCUGGAAACGCCAUGUACAUGGAAUGUCUCUUCAAAAUGCAUAAGAACAAUGGACCUGUAAAACUUAGUCCAGAUGAUUUACCACGAUACUGCUAUCUAUUUGAUAAGAAGAUACGGUUCAAGUUGAGCGAGCCUCAGGUGACUGGUAUAAUUAAAUCUGAUCAGAAAAAUGUGUUCAAUCUCACUAAAGGUAUCCACAUAUUCUUCUCGCGCUACAACGCUGGAAUCUUUCAAACUAAGGGUGUCAACAUUGCAAUUUGGCGUGAUAAGUACUACUAUUUCUUUGACGCUCGACCUAGGACCAGAGAUCUGUAUCCUGAUCCCGAUGGAACAGCUCUAAUGGCCAACUUUUACGACGUUGAUUCCAUUAUAUCGGUCCUUCUAGAUCGUUGUCUCUUCGGGAACUGGCCUUUUGUUAUCAUCUCCAUUGAGGCAUUUAGCAUUCAGAAUAAACACGAACCAGAGGAGAGGGAAUCUGCGAUGGACAUAGAAGAUAAGGCCACCUAUAACGUGUUAAGUGACCGGAAGGCCGUGGUUUUGGGUUCUUUCGAUUUGGCAGACAAAUGCUUCGAGUUCGCUCGAAAUAAGCAAGCCUUGGCAAUUGCUGUUGUAGCACUAGUUUAUUCCCGCAUCUCGCCACCUAGCUCGUGGUUCAAAAAGACUGUAGAUAAAAUCAUGAUAAUUGGGAAUCAGCUUUACCUUGAGUGUGUCAACCACAAACCUUCGGCGGAACUUAAGUUAGAGCAGCUGCCUGCCGAGUUUACUCUGGGGCCAUACUCUGUAGAGGUGUACAUCAAACCCAACGUGUAUGGUGAUUACAUAUGCAGAAAAGGCAAGUGCCUCUUGGAAGUGUGUCUGGAGAAAUUCUUCGAAACCUAUUCGAUGACGAUAGUCAUCUUGGGAAAUUGCACUGUAGCGAUAUGGAAACAAAGAGGUGUUUUCUACUGUUUCGAUCCUUAUUCUAGGAACAUCCAAGGAUAUACGGCAAGAAAUGGAGUGGCUUGUGUUUCAAUGCACAGUGACCUAGAUUCCUUGACGUGGAUGUUGGCGAAGAAUUACUGUGGCAAGGACACCAUCUUCUACAUCCAUGCCUUGGUAGUGUGUCGCAUAACCAGGGAACAUGUAAUUACUUGCGCCAUUCCUCUCAACGUAACGAUGGAUGGUAUUUCCCACGAAGAUCUUAAGAAGUCGACCAAGAAGAAAGGACAUAAGUUAGCAAUUGGAAAACCGAUUCAAGUCAAAGAAGAUGCAGAUAAGUCCAUAGCUACCCCACCGGUAGAGGUCCCCGAAGGGGAGUCUUUGGUACAAGUAGAUUCAAACGUUGGUAGUCUUGCUAUGUCCACUUUACCUCAGUUUACGCACUUUCCUCAUCUUAAAACCCCGCUUGGAGGUGAAAAAAUAGCCGAUCUAGAAUCUCCAAGUCUUUCUGACACACAGUUAGAGCCACCUCAAAUCAAAGACCAAGACGAAGGUUUAAUGAAGGUGGACGUCGAUUCCUACCAGCUCACGAUGGAAGAGCUGGAAGGCAAGAAAGGUAAGGGAGAAGGGGAUAAGGCUAAAGAAGGAGAUAAGAAGAAAGAUGAAAAGAAGGAAACCAAAGCUGCCGAGGCUCCAAAAGCUGCUACCGGGAAACCUGGAGAGGCUGCUGCAGGUGGAGAUCAGAAAAAAGAAGGCGCAGAAGGAGAAGAAUUUUAUUUGGCCGCGGAUGCAGUUACUGAGGUCCACUCUAAGUCCUUCUUGAAUGCGACUUCCAUUAAUUUAAGUGCAGGACUUUCUGGUUUCAUGCUGCAUCCAGAGGUCCUCCCUCCAACUAAUCUGGCGAAAACUUUAGGGCGAAAGAGAAGGGUCUUUUACAAAUCCCAGCAGGGAUCCAUUAUUUUAGGAUACGAACCAGAACCAGAUAUAACCCAGUCAGAAGAGCUGAGAAAGGAGAACAAUUUCGUGGAUCUUCCCGACAACUCUCAGAUAGUGAGAGGAAAGUCCAAUAUGGCGGAUCUAGACAGUCAAGGUGGCGAUAUGGAGUACUUAGCACCUUUCGUCUGCAUCAUGGCUACAGCAGUGGCGAAAAAGUUUUCAUUAGUAUCAUGGAGUGCAGAUGUGGUCGAAUAUGUUCUGAAAUGUGGACAAGAGCUUUUCAAAGCGUCGAAGUUCAGAUACGACCAAGUUUCGCGACUGGAUAUUCCUAAGGUAUCGCUGGGAUCCACAGACUUCCAUAUCACCGUGGACUAUCUCUUCGACACUUAUCUUAAAGAUAAUAUCCUAGAGGUAGCCCUAGACCGUAUACUUUUUACCAGGUCUGACUGUGGAAUCUUCGUGACUCCCAGCUAUGCUUGUGCUAUAUUCUAUCGCCACCACCUCUACUACCUUUAUGACGGUUAUGGUAAUAACGAGAUCGGUCUGAGUGAAGGAAAAAUGAAUACAGGCAUGGCCUGCUUGGUUAGGUUUAAAGAUCUUAGGAGUCUGGUACAAAGGAUAAUCUAUAAUAAAUCUGUGAGGGACGGAGUUGAACCUGUAGAGUACUCGAGGUUCGUCAUUAGUAGAGUAUCGGUGAUAGCUUUAAAUCCUCCAAAGCCGAAACUUGAAGAAGAAAGAGGAGAAGAAGAUGAUGAAGAAGAAUGGACGGACAUUGGUGAAGAGGAUGUAUUGGAGCAGGAAGGUGAAGAAGAAGAAUCGCAGAAAGACAAGGAGACAAAACCUAAAAUAGAAGUGGGGUGGAAAUUGUACCAAGGAAUAGGUACCAUAAGGGGCUCGAAAAGUAUCAAAGGAAGAGGUGUCGGUGAAAAUGAAAUCAAGCCGGACCAUUUCGCUUGUAUUUGCGCCUGCUUGAUGCUCAUAGAGGUACCAAUAGACAAAUGGGAUACUGCUAAAGUAGAUUACUGUUUGGACCAAGGUAGAAAUAUAUAUGACCAUGCGGAUGAUCUAUGUGCCACUGAGAAGAGGAUUAUUAAGAACGUCUUGAUAAGGAAACAUUUCUUUGACAUUAUUGUGAAAAAGAUACAAAUCAUCAACUAUAGUCAAAACAAAGAUAUGGAUACAGGCAUUGAUACGUUAUUCGGUAGAAGAUAUUCUUAUUUUAUAAUCCAAAUGGUGGGCUAUUGUACGGUUAUCUAUAAAGGUGGUAGAAACUGUUAUUACCUUUUUGAUCCAUACGCUAUAAAUAGGAAAGGAAAACCUGUUGAUGAAGGAAAAGCGGGUUGGGUUAGAUACAAAAAAUUGAAGCAAGUGAAAAGGAGGUUGACGAAGGAAGCUUUCAAAACUGGUGGUUUAUAUGCUUUUUACACUUUUGAAGUGACAUCAAUAAAGAAAGCUCCGAAAGGUUUAAUCAUAGGCCAUAAGAUGCACUUGUAUGAGGUUCCGGAACCUAAGAAGAAAGAAAAGAUUUCCAAACCGUUCCACGAAGAGGUAUAUUGGUUGAACAUGGAUCCAAUACCAUGGUCUAGAAUAAUCAACAAAACACCUAGUGGAAUACCUCGUGGUUGUCCAGAUACCAUGUGGCACAACUGGGACAUGGAGUAUAGCAACGAUCUAUACUCCAUGAUUGGGAAUAUUCACCAGGCUUCUUCUAUGUUCCCCAGGGAGAGUAGAGGAAAACAGACCCUAUGCAACCUCAUCAUGGUAAUUGGAAUGCUUCAAAUAUACGAGUUGAAGACCUGGAGUUCCGCAAUUAUAGAUUCGGUAUUAGUGAACGGUGAUAACUACUGCAGAGACUGCAUCCAGGAUAUAAAGGAUGAAAACUACGAACUGGGAAUGGAUGAUCUCAAAAAGGAUUGUGAAAUAUUCCCGUACUCAUUUAAGGUGGAAGUAUCGAAUGUGGUUGAUGGUACCAUGUUUUUGCUUAGGUCUAGAUCUUUCAAUAUGUACAAGGCAUUAAGGUACUUCUUCGAUGACUUCGAACGACGUUUUGGUAUCGUGGUAGUUAGCAAAAACAACGGGAAACGUCAAGUUGCUUUCGGAAAGACCCAAGAGCUGGAGUAUUUCAUGUUCGAUUGUGAAGCUGUAGGGGCGCCGAUGUUCGCUGACGGAAAGGCAGUGGCGUAUAUUCUCAGGACAACAACUCUUAAUAGGUUGCUCCACGUGCUCACUCUUACUCUGAGGGGUGGAGAAUUCUUCAUAUUUGAGGUUAAGACAAAAGACUUGAAACCUGUUGAAUGAUUGUAAAAUUGUCUUAGUGUUGAUUUUGUUCAUUAUAAUAUAUUGUUGGGUGUCAAAAA